This is a messenger RNA of Pogoniulus pusillus (Red-fronted tinkerbird), 10144 nucleotides long. It is a transcript of the gene ZNF106, whose product is annotated as zinc finger protein 106. Gene Ontology annotation, biological process: insulin receptor signaling pathway. The record is from RefSeq and is a predicted model, not a curated record. Gene Ontology annotation, molecular function: RNA binding; SH3 domain binding. Lineage: Eukaryota; Metazoa; Chordata; Aves; Piciformes; Lybiidae. Gene Ontology annotation, cellular component: cytosol; membrane. The transcript has 22 exons. The coding region runs from base 294 to 5885 and encodes 1863 amino acids.
GCCACGAUGAGGCACUAUCGGCGCCAGAACCGUGUGUCCCGGCAUGCACUGCGGGCUACGGCGCUGCCUCCCGGCCUGCAGCGCGGCGGCCUUGCUGCUGCCGCAUUGGCUGCGCCGGGCUCCUGCUCCGCCCCGCCGUGCGCCGCGGGUCUCUGCGGGCUGGGCCCGGUGCCUGUGCUGUGCGGGUGGCGGGCCCGGGGCAGGCGGGCGCUGGCUUGGGGAUGGGUUGCCGGGCUGCUGCCCUCCUGGAGGGUGUGAUGUGUAUGGGAUAAGAUCUUUCCAGAGUAAUAAGCAUGGUUCGAGAGCGAAAAUGCAUAUUAUGUCACACUGAAUACAAUUCAAGAAAGGAGAUGGAAGAACAUAUGCGAAGCAUGCUUCACCACAGAGAACUUGAAAACCUGAAGGGAAGGGACAGCAACCAUGAAUGCCGGGUGUGCAGGGUGACAGUAGUGGGUUUGUCAGCAUAUGCCAAGCACAUCUCCAGCCAGCUGCACAAAGACAAUGUUGAUGCCCACGACAGAAACGAGGAGGGGAAAGAAGAGGCAGAAGAAGAAUACCUUGACAAAGAACUCAUUCAACUAAUCAAGCAAAGGAAGGAACAGGAUCGGCAAGCUGAACCAGGCUGUGCAAACCAAGAAUUAGAAUGUGGUGACAGGAGAUUACAGAGAAGGCGAGAAGAAAGAGCUGCUUACAAAGAAAGAGAAGCAUAUGAUCAGUCAUCAUGGCAUCAUCAUAAUGCAUCACAAAGGGACUGGAAGUGGGAAAAGGAUGAUUAUAUUAGUCCUAGACAAGGCAAAUUUUCACACUGUCAGAGGAACCUUAAUACAAACAGACAUGCAGGUGGCUCAAGGGGACGCUCUGGGUGGCACCAAAAUGCUUCAAAUCGUCAUAACUAUGGGAAUUCUGGGAGUGCUUGGCAUCCAAGUGGGCGAGAGGGAGGACCACCAAAUUGGCAUCAUGGUGCCAGAGGGAGAAAUUCUACGUGGCAUCCAGAAGGAACAGGUCAUUUUUCUAGCUGGAAUUCCAAGAAUUAUGGAGGGAACUGGAAAUCUAGUCCUCAUGGUGCAAAUGGCUGGAAUUUUGAAGGUCCUGCAGAUGCAUGUUCAGUAGAGCCUAAUAAAUACAAUAGGAUGAGAUAUGUGUGGCAGAGGCAGGAGAAAGUCACUGAUGCUCCACCAUACAGAGGUCGGAAAAAUAGGAGAGACUUGAUUGAUUUUACUAGUGAUCAUCUUGCUUCUGAGGGAGGAUUUGACUUUGGUAGGCUGAAGCAACCAGAGAGCAAAACUUCAAGAGCCAGUGGAAAAAGUGGUAGUCCUUCCAGAGACAAAAUGCAUCGCUGGACUCCCUACCCAUCCCAACCGUGGUCUGAAGAUAAUGUUUCUAAAACUCAAGAUAAAAUGGAUUCUGUAUUUAUGCCUCUUAGUGAUUCAUCAGCAAAAGAAAAAUCUUGUGAAGCUAAUGUUAGCCUUUCAAAACUUAAAAAUCAGGAGGCAUCUUCCCCUUCUAAUGUAAUGUCAGACCACAUUGAUUCUUGCCAGGUAAUGAAAGACAGCUCUAGUGGUGAAAACCCUGACAAAGGUGAUGGCAGAAGUAAUAGGAUGCCAUCACUGAAAUCCCCUCUUCUGAAUAUCACAGACAUAAAAUUAUCUCCCCCGAAGCAAGACACCCACAGUCUCUUAAAAAAUGUCAAGCUUCUGUUAGCCUCAACUAGUGGCAAAGAGCAGAAUCAUGUGAAUGUGCUGAGCUUGGAAGCCAAUGGUUUAUUCUCGUACUCACCAGAACUGCAUGAUGCAUGUGCUGCUAAAUUAGAAGACAACAGAGAUGUGCUUCGCAGCGAUCUUGGAGAGCCUGUUAAUAACUUAAGUGAAGCAGAACAAAGCACCAAAGAUGUUCAGUCCAGCCACUCCUUGCAAAACUCUCCCUUAAGCGUUUGCAAAGAUACAAAUGACCAGAAUAAGGAAGAAACCAGGGCAGUGUCACCAAAGAAUGAGUUCAGAUCAGCUUCAUUAGAAGAUGUGAACGAUGAAGAUUUAACAGCAAGCAAGAAGUCAGAAGUGAGAGUUGUAAAGUUGAGUUGUUCUGUUGGUUCUUGUUUAUCCCUUGACCCUGUGGAAUGUAAACCUGCCACCUCUGAGAAGGAAGAUGAUGAAGAGCCAUCUGCUACCGGUAUUGCUUCUGCCGAUAUAAAAGAUUCUACAUUUCAGAUGGAAUCCACAGUUUCUCCAUCAAGUGAUCAGGACCCUUUGCAUGUGGAUUUGAAAACCUCCUUGCAGGGUGGAGAAGGCAAUGAAGAACAUGUCAAAUCACAUGAUCCCUUAGAAAUGGAAGGGUUUGAGAAUUCUUCUGAUCAUGAGCUGCAGAAAGGAGGAAGCCAGUCACCAGGCCUCCUUCUUCCUGAUUUGAGCAAACUUGGCCUCCCUGCAUCUUUGCAGAGAGACCUGACACGACAUAUUAGUCUGAAGAGUAAAUCUGGGACACAUCUUCCAGAGCCCAAUCUCAAUAAUGCACGUCGCAUUCGGAAUGUAAGUGGCCAUCGGAGAAGUGAGACUGAGAAGGAAUCAGGGCUUAAACCCACCCUCAGGCAGAUUCUUAGUGCUUCCCGGCGAAAUGUAAACUGGGAUCAAGUCAUCCAGCAGGUAACCAAGAAGAAACAGGAACUUGGCAAAGGUUUACCAAGGUUUGGCAUAGAAAUGGUGCCUCUUGUUCAGAAUGAGCAAGAGGGUCUAGAACUCGGUGAAGAAUCUGAUCUGUCAACUCUGGAAGGAUUCCAGUGGGAAGGAAUUUCCUUAGCAGUGCCUGGCUCAGCCAGAAAGCGUAGCUUUUCUGAAAGUAGUGUCAUUGCAGACAGAAACCCUGCUGCUUAUAGCUUCUUCAGUGAACAAGCCAAAAUAAAAGAAAGUGGGCAAAUGCAAAUAACUGGAACCAGCCACUCAUGUCCCAUUACAUCUGGAUAUGAGGCAAGUACUGGCAUUGAGGCUGACUUGAAACAGGACACAGCUUCUCUUCCUUUGUUACCAUUCAUGUCUGAAAGAACUGAGACACGUGGAAGAAGACACAGUCUACAGGCCACGUCUGAGGUCACAGACUUCACAAAACCAGAGCAAGAGAGCCCAGAGAAGAGAACACCUCUUCUUGAGAAACAAAAUGUCCUAGGAAUCUCAGAAGAAAACUGCUCAGCUUCAAAUAAUGCUUCACUUCUUGCAGCAUCUAAUAAUAUAGAUGCAGCUACAGACAGUAGCUGUACAUCUGGUACUGAACAGAAUGACAGCCAAGGAGUAGGAAAGAAACGAAGGGCAACUGGAGAGGGAUCUUCUCCUGAAAUCCCUAGUCUAGAAAGAAAGAAUAAGAGAAGAAAGAUCAAGGGUAAAAAAGAACGUUCUCAGGUAGACCAUUUGUUGGCAAUUUCGCUGAGGGAAGAAGAGUUAAGCAAGUCCCUGCAUAGUGUGGACAACAGUCUCUUGCAGGCUAGGGCUACUCUGCAGGCUGCGUAUGUUGAAGUUCAACGGUUCCUUGUAUUAAAGCAACAGAUAACCAUGGAAAUGAGUGCACUGAGAAGUCAAAGAAUACAGAUCUUGCAGGGGCUACAAGAAACAUAUGAACCUUCUGAACUGUCAGAGCAACUUUCCUGCAGUGUCUUAAGUGAGAGAAGAAAUAGCAAAUCUCAGAUGGCAGCUGACUUAACCCCUGCAGGCUCCUUCCUGCCUGUUUUGGACACUUUGUCGUCUUCAAUACCUCCACUGGGAUCUUCCGUUCAUGUAAACGUGCCGUUGCCAUUCCAGUCUCCUGGCGUCACACCCACCGUUCCUCCUGACUCCGCAGUACAGGUUAAAUGUGAACCUGCGUCUCCGAAAGGCUCAGAAGAAAAUGGCAAUUCUGUGCUUCAGAGCUCUCCAUCUGCUUCACGAACAGAAGAGGUGCAGCAGAAGGGUGAAGACACCAACCAGAACACAUCAAGAUACCCAGUUAUCUCUGCAACCCUAUCCAUAUCAGAACUGGCAGCUUGUUUCCAAAAUACCAAUCAAGAUGUUCCCAAGCCUGCUAGGAACAGGGGAAAGGCUGGGCUUCGUGAGGACCCUUCUCAUUCACUGUCUGUUUUCAGCAAGAAAGACGCAAAUGAUGCGGUGACUGAAAACUUUUUACGGGUUCAGCGUAGCCCUUCUCUGCCAAAGUGUUCAGCCCUUCUAGAACUGCCAAUGGAUGAAACUCCCAAGUUGUCUGCAGAACCAUCCAAGCAACAGAUGACAACCACUGUAGUCCCAGCAGAAAAAGGGAACAGGAGGAGGAGAAGGUUAAGGAAGAAGAAAACUCUGAGAGCAGCCCAUGUGCCAGAGAACAGUGAUACAGAGCAGGAUAUAGUUGACUUGAAGCCCAUUCGGAAACUCAGGGGUGGGAAGGUUCUGAAAGGAGUAAAAGUUACUACAUCUGCUCCUCCAAAACAGGAGAAAGGAGUCACUGCUCAAACUGCGAGAAACAAAGAUGAGAAUGACAGUGAUGUUUCUCUGGAACUGGUGGAAGUUCCAGUUCCUCAGUGUCACGUAGUUGAUGUUGGUUCAUCAGAGUCGGGAAAUGAGAAACCAGACAGUCCAUCAAAGAGGGAUUCACGCAGCUCUCUGGAUCAAACAGUCCUAGAGGCAUCCUGUUCUGGUUAUGAUGAAGUGAGCUCUACCAGUGAGAUUGGCACAAAUUACGGGGAUGAUGGGAAAAGAAGUGUGGCUGAGACGCAGACUUCCAUAUCUCUAUUAAGAGGAUCAAAGAAUUCCUCAGAACUGUCUUCAGAGCCAGGUGAGGAUGAAGAACCUACAGAGGGAAACUUUGAGGGACACCAGGCUGCAGUGAAUGCUAUUCAGAUUUUUGGGAAUUUAUUGUAUACCUGCUCAGCAGACAAAACUGUUUGUGCCUACAAUCUGGUUAGCAGAAAGUGUGUGGCUAUCUUUGAAGGACAUACUUCAAAAGUGAACUGCCUCCUGGUCACUCAGACAAAUGGGAAGAAUGCUGCACUCUACACUGGUUCGAGUGACCACACUAUCAACUGUUACAAUAUCAAGACCAAAGAGUGCACAGAACAAUUUAAAUUGGAAGAUCGAGUGCUGUGUUUACACAGUCGAUGGCGGAUUCUUUAUGCAGGCCUUGCCAAUGGCAGUGUGGUUACUUUCAGCAUAAAGAACAACAAGCAUGUUGAUACCUUUGAAUGCCAUGGCCCUAGAGCAGUGAGCUGCCUAGCCACAGCUCAGGAAGGAGCACGCAAGUUGUUGGUAGUGGGCUCCUAUGACUGCACCAUCAGUGUGAGGGAUGCACGGAACGGGCUGCUACUCAGAACUCUGGAAGGUCACAGCAAGACUAUACUCUGCAUGAAGGUUGUGAAUGAUCUGGUAUUCAGUGGCUCCAGUGAUCAGUCUGUCCAUGCUCACAACAUCCAUACUGGAGAGCUGGUACGGAUCUAUAAAGGCCAUAACCACGCAGUAACGGUUGUGAACAUUCUUGGGAAGGUGAUGGUGACAGCAUGUCUGGAUAAAUUUGUUCGUGUUUAUGAACUACAGUCCCAUGACCGCUUACAAGUCUAUGGAGGACACACGGAUAUGAUCAUGUGCAUGACCAUCCAUAAGAGCAUGAUCUACACUGGGUGCUAUGAUGGCAGUGUCAGAGCUGUGAGGCUUAAUCUAAUGCAAAAUUAUCGUUGCUGGUGGCAUGGAUGUUCACUGAUCUUUGGAGUUGUGGACCAUCUGAAACAGCACUUGCUGACUGACCACACCAACCCAAAUUUUCAGACCCUAAAAUGCCGCUGGAAGAACUGUGAUGCUUUCUUUACUUCCAGAAAAGGGUCCAAGCAGGAUGCUGUAGGACACAUUGAAAGACAUGCUGAGGAUGACAGCAGGAUUGACUCAUGAAGCUUUUCACCUCCCACAUUGGGAAGACAUUUUGUCAGAAUUAUUCCAGACAACAUAGUUUCUUACUCCAGUUUUUCCUCUUUCUUUCCCCACUUAGAGUGCAAAAAUGCUGUGGGGCUGAAAUGCCUUGUUACAGAGGCUGCAGGUUGUGCUGCUCUCUGUAGAAAUAAGGCUGGUCAGUUAAGAUUUGGCCUAAAUGGGAGAUUCUUGCAAGCUUUUAGUUCAUUGACAGAUAAGAAUAUUCCCUCGUCUGCCUUAGAUUUAUGUUGUUUGUUUGUUUUUUUCUUAAGAAACAUAGCCUGAGAGUCUUUGGGAAGUCCAGAGCGGUGCUGAGAACUUAAGUCUCAAUAGGUGCUGGCAUUUGCCAACUCAGCUGGAAGCCUGUGAAAUGUCCAAGACAUCUCUAUUUUUUAUGCUGUGUCUCAUUUUUUUGGGCCAAUGUUAAUAAAAUUCUGCAAAACAGGAUAUAAAAAAUUCUGACAGUGUAACCUGAAUAUCCAGUGUACAUUUUGACAUAACAGGUAUUUUAUGGGGAACUGGAAUAAAUGAAAGCUUUUGUUAAUUGUAACUUAAUUUUUACCUUGAUUCCUUGUGCAAGAAUUGCUGUAACUGAGACAGUAUAUCCAGUGACAGACUGCCCUACGUGCUGUACCUACUGAGUGAUUUGGUUUAUUUGGAGGAAAGCAGUGAUUUCUUGAGGUAGCAGCAGCAGAGAAGAAACUAUUUGCAGCAAAACUGCCGGAGCAGUGGCUACACUCACAGUUUGCAAUCUUAGUAUUUUUCAAUAUAGGUCCUUAUGUACUGGAAGGACUAAAGCAGUUUCAUCUUAUGUCUUGGUUAAAUGCCAGCUUAACCACUGUUAUCUUGAUACACUACUAUGUCUGCAUUCCUGGUUUUACUUGGAAUCUAUGUGACUGAGCUUUGCAGUCCCAUAUAUUUGUGAUAUAGCAAACCCACAGAAAUGCAAAAGCAGCACUUGCCUAACUGCAUCCCCUUAGGUACUGUUUCGUUUCUGUUCUGAACUGGCCUAAUUGGCUUAGGCUGUAUCGAGUUCCCCAAAAACUCAGAAGAAUGAAUGUUUUGAUGUGUGAAGUUCUCAAGCAGAAGAUGAAGAUACAAAAUACAUUAUCAUACGUAGAAUUCUUGUUUCUGCUAACACAGAAGAUACCACAGAAAAGCCAAUGCAGAGGGGAAAACUCAGUAGAAAGUGUUUUGUUUUCAUGCCUUCCUCUGCAGGCAUCACCUUGAGGUGAAACACUUACCUUUGUGAUCCUAUCGUCUACUAUGACACUGAUUUAGCGAAGAGCACUGUUAGACGAUGAGGCUGAUCUAGCAGGAAGCUUUGUCUUUGCUUUUGCCUAACUUCAACUCGGUAUUGAAAGAGCAGAGGUUUCCUUAAGCUGUAAAAGAAGGUAAAGACAGCCCAGUGUCCAAACUGAGCUGCUUCCAGAUGAGUCCAGUGCUUUUUAAACAGACUGAAUGUGCUGCUUUUACCAGGUACCUCUCCCACCACUGCUUUGAGGCUUGGUAUGCCAACCAUAGACCAAUUACAUUUUAUACCUUCAUUCUUUGACUAUGAAGAAGCCUUUUUAGGUCAAGAAAGUGAUCCAGGAAAGCCCAUAGAUGUUCAACUGUCAUCAAAUCAAGGAACUUCCAGGGUCUUUUCUGAAGCAUGCUAUUUUUAUUUAUCAUUAGUGGGGCAAGCAGAGUUUCUCUGCAGUUGCCUUGGCAUUGAUUUAUUAUUUUGUUUUGUAAGAGAUGGGAGAAAAAUAGGAGUGAGAUGCAGUAGGGUUUUACUUCAAAGACAUGGAAAUCUCUAAGGUUUCAGUGCUUUUGUGGUGAUUUGUUUGGGUUUGUUUAUUAAGCUGUUUGGUGACAGGGAAAUAAAACCCAGUAUGUGGCUCAGACCCCAGGCUGUUUUGAGGAUGUUUUUGUUUUGGAUUUUGCAGUGUGUGUGUUUUUGCUUUUUUAUUUUCAGUCUCUGAGACUACUUGUUUUUUUCAUGACCUAAAACCAGAGGACUGCAAAAUACUUAGACCAUUUCCAAAAUUAUUGAUAUUCAAGAAUUCUGGGGGGGUUUGUGAACCACAGUGAAGGAGCUUGUGGAAACAUUGCAUAAACAGUGGAGUCUCAAGCUGUCCUUCAUGGGCUGUGCUUGAGGCAAAGAUGUGGAGGUGUAGGUGUGUGUCCUGAGGACAAGCAUGUGGAGUGAUUGUAGCAUUCUGAAAAAGGGUGUGCCAGAGUAGAUUAUGUUAAUUCUUCCUUGUGAUUCUUCACCUUCUUUCAGUUGUUUUCAGGAACAUGGUGUUGUAACAAGCACAUUUAUUACACUGUAUUUGCAUUCCGGUUUGCUCAUUCAAUUUAUCUUUUCUAGAUAGUGGAAGCAGACUUCCUUUCUUCUAUUCCAUGAUAUUUCCUUAUCUGUUCUUGGAAACAUUUCUCCUUGAGAAGUCUAGACUUCUGAAAUCCAGCUUUAGCAGUGGUAUUUUUUGCCUUUGUAGGCAAUUUCAGAUAUCUUGCAAGAAUUUUAAAAUGUCUGAGGCAAAUGUUGAUAAAAGGCAGGAGAACAGCUCAGCUGCGUGAGUGUUUAUAAAAUCUUGCUUCGUAAAUUAGAAACAGUUUUUUAAACUGCUCAGAGUCUCAGAGGAAAAUGCUAUACUGCUUUGUCCUGAGGAGAUGAUAAAAGGAUUUGCUGUGAAGUUGUGCAGCUGUGGAAAUCCUCAGGCAUCUCUGUAGUUCCAUGGGGAGUGUCUCUGUUUGUUCAGCUGCAAUUUGGUACACAUUUUGCUAUUCACCUUGGCAGAGAGAUGUGAGUCUUGGUAGCCUGUAAUGAGGUGCUCUCCAGUCUGGCCACUCAGAGUUGUGAUUCCUGAUAUACCUCUAGUUGAAGAGAGUAAUAACUUGGGGAAGGCAGGUUAUUUGUGACAUUUAAGAGAGUACUAUUUGCAAGGAAAGCAGUACUGCAUAUUCAGUGCCUGUUUCCAGGACUACUCUUGUUUUCAGUUUGUUUUUUAUGCAAGUAAAAACUUGAGUGUGGAAGAGUGAGUAGAGUAUGGGUUUGGGUUUUGGUUAGCUCUUUUGAUUUUAUUAGUCACAUGUUAAAUGAGCUCUGGGCUUGCACUGUAGCUGGCAGUGUAUGAUAAACCCUUUGAGGGCAAGCCACCAUUUUCCUCUUGGCACCUGUUACACCAUGAGCCUCCUCAGUGGGCAGAAAGCACCCAGAGGCAUUGUAUGUCUUUAUGAUAAAAUGAGUGGGCCAGGUGCUUCUGAAACCAGUUAGAUCAUUCUCUUGAAAAGGGUGAGAACUUGAUGUGCCAUGGGCACACCAGGCCCUGCCUGAAGCCCCAAAAGGAGGGCAUGCACAUUGUGCAAAUCUUUAUCUUUCCCAGCCCAAAUAACCUCACUUGUGUUGAGUGAUAAGAGAAUGCUAUGACUGGUCUGUCAUCAUUGCACCUUUCUGCUUCAAAUUGGAGUGAAAAAGAACAGCUAACUAGCAGUACAAAAUAUUCUAUGACCCAAAGCUGCUGCUUGUGUGUAUAGAAGGCACUGGUGGAAAAACUGCUGCAUUUGUUGUUAAGAAGACACAUUAAAUGUCCCAGCUUCUGCUUGCCCUGUGUCACUUAAGUGUGGAUUGUGGACUUCAAACGUUAUCAACACAUGAGCAGUCUUCUUCAAAACAGCAGGAGUGUGGCUGCAGUGUGUUUGAAGUAGUGCAGGUUCUAAUGCACGUAUUCAGACUAUAGAUAGUAAUGCUGCAUCAAGGUUAACAGCAACUGGAAACUAGCAAUAAACUGCAGGUUCCCAGGCACAAAAAUAUGGUGUUGAGAAAAUACUCUUUUUUUCCCCUUAUUUUGAAUUAAAACACAGGUACAGAUGAAUCUUGGUUUUCGGGGUUGUAUGGCACUGUCAUUCAAACAGUCCAGACUUGCAGAGUGUAUGAGGAAAGGUAAGGAAACGGUUCAGGUACUGGUUGUAAAAUACUUAUUAGUGAAAGAACAAACUAUGUCAUUAUAUAUAUUCUGUUACAUGCACCUGCCAACUCCUCAAAUUUAAUUCUAUUGUAAUUGUUAAUUGGUCCUUUUGGAGAAUGGAAGUGGAUUAAACCAACAUGAUUGAAUAGUAAUUGAAACUGUGUAGAACAUCUGCAAAGAUUGACCUUGGUUUUCUUCUCUCACUUUGGUGCAAAGCUGUGAGCCAUAAUAAUAAGAUUUGACUCAGUAAAAGAGAAAAAAUAAUAAUAAAAGUUCUUUAUAUUGUUA